Enhydra lutris kenyoni (northern sea otter) is the source of this 1528-nucleotide messenger RNA. Its product is annotated as sperm tail PG-rich repeat containing 2. The record is from RefSeq and is a predicted model, not a curated record. The coding region runs from base 1 to 1473 and encodes 490 amino acids. The transcript has 12 exons. Lineage: Eukaryota; Metazoa; Chordata; Mammalia; Carnivora; Mustelidae.
AUGUAUGAUCGAGCUCCCCGCUUGUUCAGAUUGGCUGAAGGUGGCAGCACUGAGGAGCAUGUGGGUCCUGGAUCCUACCAGGUACCUUUCCUGAAGCAGCAGGCAACAGGUGGCUACGCACCAUUCCUUUCUUUGGCUGCCAGAGAAAGUACUUUUACUGUUGCCUCUAACACUGAGAAAGCUGUUCCAGGGCCAGGACACUAUAAUGUUUCAGAAGCACAGAAAAUUUCAAGGGUACCACCUACAGUUUACAGAAGUGUUGAUGUUCCUUCAAUUCCUCCUUGUGGAUGGUCAUAUGGUUAUGAUAUUAAUGAGGAUGGCAGUAUUAUGAAACAUUCUCCACCUGCUAGUGACAGUACACUAGGUCCAGCAUACUAUAAACCUCAAUUUGAUUUUUCCAAUACAACUUUGAAAUACAAGGGGAUACAUUUUGGCAACUCUUUGGGAAGACUGGAGUUACCUACAAAGUCAGGGCCUGGUCCCGGACAGUAUAAUAUAGUCCAGAAAAAGACACCUCAUUAUGAAAAUAUUAACAUUAAGAAAGAUCAACGACAAAAUUAUUGCUUAAAUCUCCCACGAUUUUAUGAAGUAAUAAUAUUACAGGAGGAAAAAAAGAGAUUUGUACCUAUCAAGUCAAUCACUCCAGCUCCUGGCACAUAUAAUGAAUCUCGAACUGCUUUCAAUUCCUUGAAGAAAACACCAGCACUGAAAAGUACUCCAUUUGGUCAAAGUGCUGCUCGAUUCACACAGGACUCCAGGACAAAGGAAAUGCCAGGUCCUGGGUUUUAUAAUAUCCUAGACAAUACUAUAAUCAACAACUUUACCGAUACCUGCUUGAUGAAACAAAAGAAAAGUGCAUUUGGGUCUUCUGUUCCUCGGACUCUCUUCCUGGUUCAGGAAGAAGCUUUUACUGCUCCUGGUCCUGCUGAUUAUCAGGCUUUUUGGAAUUCACAGAUUGGUGGAAUUUCUGAUGAACUACCAAACUUGACUAACUGCUAUGCUGCUUUCUUGUCAAGAACACAAAGAUCUACUAAACUGUCAGAUAUGGAUAUUCCAGCACCUGGCAGCUAUGAUGUUCAAAAAUCAUACGAAAUGUCCCAAGUUCGACAUAAAUACAUGCCGCCUCGUACUUUUGUGGCUAAACUGAAACAUGCCUCCUUUCUUAGCACAACUCCACGGUGCCUGCAGAAAAUGACUGAUGGGCCAGGACCUGCAACAUAUGAUCCCGUUUUAAGGAAAUCUUGCUCCAUACCCUUAUUUGUUAAAGCAUCAAAGCGUUUUAAAGAUUCCAAAGAGAUAACUCCUGGUCCAGCAACAUAUGAGCUCAGUCCAUUUUUAAGACAUUCUGUUUUGAAGAAGACAUUUAAUGUCACUCUACCAAAUCCUUCCCUGAUUACGAGAGAAAACACUUUUACUGUAAAACAAAAAGCCAAACAAAAAAACCCAGAAAGCAAAGUAAAAUCUUCUAAAUGAUAUAUUCUAAAGGUAUUAUCUAUUAACAUAAAGGUAAGCUGACAGUUCUCUCACA